This is a messenger RNA of Pleuronectes platessa (European plaice), 1743 nucleotides long. RefSeq names its product early growth response protein 1-like. The record is from RefSeq and is a predicted model, not a curated record. Gene Ontology annotation, molecular function: RNA polymerase II cis-regulatory region sequence-specific DNA binding; DNA-binding transcription factor activity, RNA polymerase II-specific. Gene Ontology annotation, biological process: regulation of transcription by RNA polymerase II. Lineage: Eukaryota; Metazoa; Chordata; Actinopteri; Pleuronectiformes; Pleuronectidae.
AUGGCAGCGACCAAAGCGGAGCUGCUGCGUUCCACCAUGCAGAUCUCUGAGCCGCUGGCCGGCUUCCUGCCGCCGCUGUCCCCGCUGGACGGCUUCCACAAGCUGGAGGAGCUGCACAUGCUGCUGCAGAACGCCGCGGCCGCAGCGGAGGGAGCCGGGGAGUACGGAGAUUCUCUGUUGGAGUUCCCGGACUUCCCCCCUAUCACCCCCCGCCUCCCCCCUCUGGCCUACAGCGGUCGUUUCACCUUCGAACCGUCCGGCGGGGUCAGCGCCCUCUGGGCGGAGCCUCUGCUCAACCUGUUCACGGGGUUGGUCAACAUGGCAGCUCCUCCCCCUGCAGCCAGCAGCCUCUCCACCCCUUCAUCGUCAGUGACAUCAUCAGUGACAUCAUCCUCGCUGUCCCAGCAGAGCUUCAGCUGUGUCUCCGCUGACGUGGCCUCGGUCUUCUCCGCCACGCCGCCGUACACCUCCCCUGUCGGCUCCGACCUCCUCCCCCCCCCCGCCGGCUCUCAGCAGAGCCUCCAGAACUUCCGGCCACACGGCCCCCCUCCUGCCUACCCCGCCUCCAGGCCCGAGCCGGCCUCCCUGGCGGUGCCGGUGCUCCCGGACUACCUCCUGUCGCAGCAGGACGACGACCUGGGUCUGAACCGGGACCAGAAGCCCGUGCUGCCGCAGACCCUGAACCCUCAGCUCACGCCGCUGUCCACCAUCAAAGCCUUCUCCUCGCAGAUCCAGACCCAACCUCAUGGCUCCGCCUACCAGCUCACCAAGUCCGGUCGAACCAGGAAGUCCCCGGUGGGCAGGCAGUGCAAGACUCCGCCUCACGAGCGCCCGUACGCCUGCCCCGCCGACGGCUGCGAGCGCCGCUUCUCCCGGUCCGACGAGCUGACGCGUCACGUGCGUGUGCACACGGGCCAGAAGCCGUUCCAGUGCCGCAUCUGCAUGAGGAGCUUCAGCCGCAGUGACCACCUGACCACGCACAUCCGCACGCACACCGGGGAGAAGCCGUUCGCCUGCAGCGAGUGUGGACGCAAGUUCGCCCGCAGUGACGAGCGCAAGCGCCACUCCAAGAUCCACCAGAGACAGCUAGAGCGCAAGAGUGACAGGAGCUCCGCCCCUUCUGCCCCCCACCCCGUCACAACACCACCCGCCUACUCCUACACUCACACCUCCUUGCCCUGCUCCCCCUACACCUCCUCCGCUCACAGCUCCCCCUCCCUCUCCAACUCGCUCUUCCCCUCAUCCCUCUGCAUGCAGGCAGCCUCCCCCUGCUUCACCUCCCCCUCCUCCCCCCACCUGUACGCCUCCUCCUGCUCCUCGCCGACAGCGAGUCCUCGGUCGGAGCUCCCCUCCCCAAACAGCUCCAACCUCUGCUGAGAAACCCGAAGUCCGCCUUGACCUUUGACCUCAGACUGAAACUUUAACCUGAUCAGCACAUUUCACAUAAAAACUUUAUUUUUGUGUUUGUCCAGUGUUGACGAGGUCAAAGGUCGAUAGCCGUGUGCAGCAGAGCAGCCGACGCGUGUUUCAGAGUUCGUCAGAAAAUCUGAACCGAACUUUAAUCUUCAGCACAAAAAGCUCUGGACCAAAGUGCAGAAUGUAGAGACCUGAUGCUCUGUGAUUGUGUUUGUAAAUGAAGUUUACAUGUUGUGUUCAUUCACAAGUCUUUACCUACUGAGUAGGUCAGUGUUAUAUACUGAACACGUUUCUACUUCAGAGACAAGAAUAAAACGUCUAAAUCCA